AUGUAUCCUCUGCCUAGAAAACAUAGAUACACAAUAGAGCAAGCCUACAUGCCUACAAAACAGAGAUUAAACGUGAACUUCAUGAAUGAUCUUUACAGAAAUCGUGUUGUCAGAAUAAAGAUUCUAGAGUGUAAAGGUGUAGUUUAUGAUGUCAUAAGUUGUAGUCGGUGGGGUUCCGAGAUCAUGGUUAAUGAAACCCGUUGUAUGGGUGUGGUAUGCCUAAGAGGUGAUGUUAGAUGUGAUCUAGGUUAUGUCUCUCCAAAGGUGGUUGCUUGCAUGGCAGUUCACGGAUGCAACAAGGAGACUAAGGUAUAG
Molecule: messenger RNA, 315 nt
Organism: Lactuca saligna
Lineage: Eukaryota; Viridiplantae; Streptophyta; Magnoliopsida; Asterales; Asteraceae
Source: the annotation of a GenBank genome assembly